This is a messenger RNA of Penicillium soppii, 1545 nucleotides long. Its product is annotated as putative MFS transporter. Bases 1 to 1545 code for a protein of 514 amino acids. Gene Ontology annotation, biological process: transmembrane transport. Gene Ontology annotation, cellular component: membrane. Gene Ontology annotation, molecular function: transmembrane transporter activity. The record is from RefSeq and is a predicted model, not a curated record. NCBI's taxonomy places the organism in Eukaryota, Fungi, Ascomycota, Eurotiomycetes, Eurotiales, Aspergillaceae. The transcript is spliced from 4 exons.
AUGGAUCUUGGCCUCAGCUUCUUCAUAAUGAGAGAGAAAGAUUGUUUUUCUCUCACAGAUCCAGUCCAGGGCUCAGGGGAAAAACAAGAAAUACCGCAAAAUUUAACGUCUGACCAAAAACCACUUGAGACUGGCCCAGAAAGCGAUGAGCAGCGAAAUGAGAGAACCGCCCAAGAGAAACGAGUACGAUGGAAAGUCGAUCUGCGCCUAUGCAGCAUUGCAGGACUCCUAUGCAGUCUCAAUCUACUAGAUUCCGGGAUUUUAUCCUCCGCAUCUGUAACAAGCAUGCUCUCCGAUCUCGAUCUGAAUCAGGGCAACCGAUACUCAGUCUCUAUAUUCAUUUUCACGAUCGCCAAUGUAGCAUUUCAGCUACCGUGCACACUAGCCGUGCGCUUCGUCGGACCACGCGUCUGGUUCGCCACGAUAACAUUUCUCUUCGGGCUGCUGACAAUGUGCACCGCUUUCAUUCACAGCUGGCGCCAAAUGAUUGCCCUGCGUGUGCUACUGGGCAUUUCAAUGUCCGGAAUUUAUCCCGGCCUGACAUACCUGAUCAGUAUCUGGUAUCCGCGACAAGAGCAGCAGCUCCGAUUUGCGCUCCUGCAAUCUGGGGAGGUCCUCGUAUUCGCAACGGGGAACAUCGUCAAUUUCGGUCUAAAUCAUUUGGACGGUAAGGCUGGGUUGGCAGGAUGGCGCUGGAUGUACCUUGUCCAGGGUCUUAUUACCUGCUUCUUGGGAAUCAUCACUUAUUGGUGGAUGGUCGAUUUUCCAGAAAAUGCACAGCGCAGUUUCCGCUUUCUAUCGGAUCGGGAGGCUCGUAUCGCGGCACGCCGAAUCCAAGAUGAUCGUGCCGAUCUUAUUCCUGAGCCGUUCUCUUGGGGGGUUCUGUUGGCUAACUUUAAAGAUCUGAAGAUCUACGGAUUCGCAUGCAUGUUCUUCUUGCUCAAUCUCAUAACGACCGCCCUGGCGUAUUUCCUGCCCAUAAUCCUGCAAUCCGGAAUGGGGUUCGAUUCAAAUACAUCCAUAAUCCUCGCCACACCUCCAUACUAUUACGCCGUACUCCCUGUCGUUCUGACCUCAUUCAUUGGAGAUCGAUACCGCACUCGCGGGCCACUGAUCAUCUUCAAUGCUCUGGUGCUCAUAGCUGGAUUCCUGAUGUUUGGCCUACCCGCAUCCACACAAGUAGCUGUGCGGUAUAUCGGCACUUUUUUAGCAACCGGUGCCUACGUAUCAAACUGGGCCGCCCUCAAUGCUUUCCAGGCUAACAAUAUCGUUGGUCAGUGGAAGCGAGUUGCCACCGCGGCUACUGUCACUGCUUUCAAUGGAUUAGGUGGUGUUGCAGGUAGCUAUAUUGUGCGCCAGCAGGAGGCACCACGAUACUUGACUGCUGUUUGGGUGUCGAUUGGUUCUCAUUGUCUCCUCAUCGCAAUUGUGAUUGCGUUCACAGCUUACUUUUGGUUUGCCAAUCGCCAGCAGGCAUGUGGUAGAAAAACCCUCGAGGGAUUGGUAUGUUCUGUACAUAUUAGAUUGCUAGAUGAGCAUAGCUAA